GACUUCGUUUAACAAGGUAUCAGAACUCAUGGGUUUGAAGAGAAGAUGUGUUAGCAAAAUAAAUCUUAUUAAUAUUACGUGGAAGGGUCUUGAAGAACAUUUAGAUUCUUCGGAAAAAACAUUAGAAGAAGCGAUUAUUGAGAUACAGAUAAGAGAAGAAGGGUUGAAUUCGAUUCGGAAGUCUAUGGAAGAAAGUAAAGAAGAAAUUGAGUUGUUAAACAAGACGGUGGAGUCCCGUCUUGAAGAACAUGGCCGCAAGGAGGCAGAAUUCUCUCUGUUUCAGCAGGAGAGGAUGGAGUAUUUGAGGGCGAGAGAGGAGCAGAUGGAAUCUCGGUUUUCUGAGAUUAAAAGGCGGGUUGAAGAGAGAAUUGAUGAUGCUGAUUUGAAAGAGACGAUCUUGGAGUCAAAUGUAACACUUAUGUUUAAUAAGUUAGAGUAUGCUCAAGAAGCCAUAGAAAGCAGGUCAAUUGAAAUUGAUGAGAAGCAGGAAAACUUGCGGAUCCAGAGGGAUGAAUUGCUGCAGAGGGAGAAGCAAGCUGAAAAUUUGACGGUACGAUACAAAAAACGUCUUGGAAAAUUGAAUCUUAAGAAGAGAGUACUUAAUGAUCGCUUAAAAAGGCUUGAUGAGAUCCAGAAAUUGAACGAGGAGGCAGGAGAGGCAAACAAAAUGAAGGGUAAAGAACUUGAUUCUAAGAUAAAGCAUAUUGAUUCUGUUGAAGCCUCAUUCAAUCAGUCUCUUAAGGAAUUCCAUUUGAAAGAGAACCAAUUUAAAUUGGACAAGGAAAAGUUAGAUCUGCACGUGAAAGAGCUUGGAUUUAAAAAAGAGGAACUUGAGGAGAAGCUGAAAGAAAUUGACAAGACUCGAGAAUCUGUAGAACACCAUGCUAAGGAAGUUGAAGUGGAAGGAAAUCGUCUUCAAGAACAAAGGAGGGAUCUUGAGUUUAAAGAGCAACAGUUGAUUGCACAUGUAACAGUUGAGAAAGUGAACGAGAAAGAGAUGACUUCCAUCAGUAGCUCAGCUGCAAAUAUUCUGUCUCAAUUUGAACAUCUGUCAAAGCAGAAUGAGAUCGAAAAACAAGAUGAUACUAAUUAUGUUGUUGUGGUUGAUAAUGAAGUGGAAUGCCAUCCUUUGGUUGGCACUCGAAUGAGUAUUGUGACGCACUUCCUUGCUAACAUGGAUUUAAGGUGUUUAUUCCAAUUUCUAAGCAAGCAUUUGACCGAGCUUGGAUUAAUGGAAAAGAAUGUUUCCAAGGUUCUUCAAAUGUCAUCUGAUUCCGUGAUUAACGCAAUAAUGAAGGAGUUUCAUGGUCAAAAAAUUCCGAGUAGUACAAUGAGGAGUUAUCUAUUUGUUUUGGAGAUAUUAGCGGGUCAAAACAUCCCAAUUGAGAUCAUGAAGUCUCCGGUUGUUCUAGAAGCAGCUAAGAAAGUUGCAUUAGAAUGGAAAGCAAAUAUACCAUUGAAGAAGGAAGAUCCACUUUACAUAUUGGGUUUUCUGCAGCUAGUUUGCACUUAUAAGCUGACAGAUGAAUUUGAUCCAGACGAGCUUUACAAUCUUUGCUGCUCUGUCGCAGAUGAUUGUGGUGGACAUGUGCCCGAAUUAUCUGAAAUCCUUUCCUCGUCAGAAAAGAUUCCUGUCAGUAAGAUCCUUAACGUUCUUCAAGACGAGUUUGACCAGUCCAAGAAAGCUCCUUGGGAUUCACUUCGUCCUAGGUGUGUUCCGGAGCUGUUCAUAUUAUCCCCCGAUCCUGCUAAGCUUCUGUUAGACGCAAUGCAGUGUUGCUUUGAUUCAAAUACGAAGGAUGUGAAAGGUGCCAAGAGCACCAUGGAAGUUUUUCUUCCUCUGCUCAAAGAAUUGGUGAACAAAGAUAUUGAGAUUCACAUUCAUAAUAGUAUCCAAGCUGAAGCUUUUAAUUUGGCUGCUGAUUGGAAACCAAAAUUGUUGUUUCCUAAUACACCAGAAGCUGUCUGUUUUUUGUUGUUUCUGUCAAUCUACAAAUUGGGAUCUUGGUUCGAUCAAAAGGAGCUUCUCCAUCUUCUCAAGGAUUGUAAGACCGAUUUUUCUAGUUAUCUCCUUCGCGACUUCGGCCUUGAAAAAAGGAUGCUCAAGUUUAUCCAAAAGCUCAUCAAGAAAGAAAAAGAGAAGCAGCUUAGAGCUAUUAUCUGUAUUUACGAGUUUGACCUCGCAGACAAGUUUCCACCUGUUCCAUUACUAAAGAGUUACCUGACAGAACUUGCCAAUUUCGAUAACAGUACUACGGUAGAGGAGGAACUAAUUGCCUUGCAAGAAGUUAUCAAAUGCAUUGUUAGUCGAAAACUUCAAUUCUUGUUCCCACUCAAGCCCCUUAUGGAUCGGGUAUCCAAGCUGCUACAGAAACAGGCUGGUGGAAAAAAACGUCUUGCCCCUCCCCUUGAUUCAAAGCUGGAAUCUCACAGGGUCAAGAAAGUUUGCAAUAACAUUAAUGAAUAGUUAAGUUAAUCAUGGCAUGAAGAGUGGUUUGUAUAGUUUGAAUAUAUUCUAUGGCUGCUUAGAUAUGAAUGAGGAUUUCUGCUUUCAUCAAUAUGGGAGAAGAACUUAGGACUAACUUAGUACUUGAUAGUAUAGCUGCUUAGGGAAUGAGGAUUUCUGCUUUCAUCAAUAUGGGAGAAGAACUUAGGACUAACUUAGUACAUGAUAGUCUAUGUUCUUGUAUAGUUUUAUCUAUCAUCUUUAGUACUAACUUAGUAUAUGAUAAUCUAUGUUCUUGUAUUGUAUUAUCUAUAAUCACAAUGCAAAUAUUGUUAGAUGCUUUUGUAUGUAUAGUAUAAUCUAUAUCAUCUUAAUGCAAAUGUUUGAAGUUUUUGUU
Messenger RNA from Impatiens glandulifera, 2843 nucleotides. RefSeq lists its product as uncharacterized. Lineage: Eukaryota; Viridiplantae; Streptophyta; Magnoliopsida; Ericales; Balsaminaceae. The coding region runs from base 29 to 2467 and encodes 812 amino acids. The transcript has a single exon. The record is from RefSeq and is a predicted model, not a curated record.